Messenger RNA from Knipowitschia caucasica, 1620 nucleotides. The record is from the annotation of a GenBank genome assembly. Lineage: Eukaryota; Metazoa; Chordata; Actinopteri; Gobiiformes; Gobiidae.
AUGGCCGACGCCGCGGCGUGGAUAGACCGCAUCCGUGGACGAACGAGCUCAGUCAGGAUUCUGCAUUUGACUCUAAGCCCAACCCUCGCCAUGAGAAUCCAGGAGAAGAACAGCAGCGAUAGCGAAACCUCCUCCCAGAGCGAAACGUCCAAUCACAAACCUGUUUGGAUCGACCACAAACCAACUCCAGACUCUUCCAGCUCUUUGACCGACAGCACUCCUCCUUAUGUGCCGAAAAACGGGAAAAAGUCAAGUCUCAAAAGCAGAUUCAAAACUCUGCUACGCCUCGACAAAAAGACAGAAGACGAGGAUUCCGAUGUUAGCUUAAGCACGGUCCAAAUCCUCCCCAACGGAACGAGAGUUAGCCCGCCGGUUAGCCCGCCGGUUAGCCCUUUACUUGGGAGAAAACGUAUUUAUCUCAGCGAUACGAGUCAAACAUCCGAGAAGAAUUUCUUGAAAUACGAUAUCGAGGAUUCGCUGCUCACCAGUAUCCACCCGGCGGAGGACUACGCCGAAAAAGUCGAGAUUUACAACUUGAAAUACUCGUAUUUAAAGUCAUGGCCAGGCUUGCUGCGUAUGCUAGCCGGGCUGCAGCUACUGUUUGGCGGGAUGGUCUUCGCCUGCAUCAUCGCGUACGUUCAUAAAAAUAGCGAAUGGACCAACGCUUUCGGGAAUUACAACGGCGGAUACAAUAACGGGUUGUCCGGAUACAGCUACGGCGGCCCCAUGACUGCGUUCGUGCUCGCCAUCGCCGGAGUUUCCUGGAUCGUUACGUUGGUUCUUUUGGUUGUGGGAAUGACGAUGUAUUAUCGGACCAUUCUGCUGGACUCCCCCUGGUGGCCGUUGACGGAAGCAUUGAUAAACAUGGUGGUUUUUCUGUUGAUGAUGUCGGCGGGGAUUGUCUACGUGAAUGACUUGAACCGUGGCGGGUUGUGCUUCACCACAAUUGGGAUGAGUCCGAUAAUGGCCAGUCUGUGUCGGGUGGAGGGAGGGCAGGCGGCAGGAACGGCCUUUCUCUUCCUGGAUAUGGGGCUGUAUCUCGCCAGCUUCCUGGUUUGUCUGAAGAUGUGGAGGCACGAGGCGGCGAGAAGAGAGAGGGAGGCCUUUCUGAACCAGCCCACUGAGGUCUCUGCGCCGUUAGAGACUCAGAAGCCGAAGCGGAUUUCCUUCAAGGACCAAACGGACGCAGUGGGUUCUCAAAGACCUCAUGUGGAACAAGAGACCGACCGGAGCAACGGCAGCGCCACCAGGAGGCCAGUGUCUGUCAUCGCAGACUACAUCAUGAAGUACCCAGAGAUCCAGAGUGUGGAGCAGAGGGAGGAGUACAGGGCAGUGUUUAACGACCAGUACCCAGAGUACAGGGACCUGCACGGUGACAUCACUCUGACUCUGGCCAAGUUCAGACGCCUGGACGCUCUGAUGCAGCGGCUGCUCUCUGACCGAGCACAGAAUCCACACAGGGUCCAGAGUUUACUGCGAAAGCUCGAAGAGAAAAAGAAUGAGCCGGCCUUCUGGGAGAAGAAGAAACGCUGCGAUUAUUUGAAAGCGAAACUCGGCCACUUGAAAAACAGAAUCCACACGUUUGACCGGACGACAGACGACCACAGGCGACCGAUGUAA